AUGACCCACGACGCGACGGCGGGCGGAGGUUUUUGGGGAGGGGAUAUAACACCACUAAUUCAUUUGUGCGGCGGGUCUCGUCCAGUGCGCCGCCUCCAGCGAUUGUUUAUUCUCAUAGGAGAGUUUAGGUCUCCUAAAGCAAUACCGACGCUUAAACAUAUUAACCAAAACGUUUACAUGAUGGCAUGCUCGUACCUCAGCGCAUCGGGAAUGAAGCCUGAACCUUCCAGCACUGAUUGCUGGACUCCACCAAACUACACUUGUCUGCCCGAACCAGAUUCGAUACCCAGCCAAAUGGGACCGCCGUUCCCGAAGCCUCAAACCAAUGCAAACCUCAAUCUAGCAUGUCAGGAGCCAGCGUUGGAUUUAACAACGAACUCUGCAUCCCUCAAGCCCCGUCUCCCCUCUCCGAAGGUGGAAGGGGACACAGAGUGA
Parnassius mnemosyne (clouded apollo) is the source of this 435-nucleotide messenger RNA. The record is from the annotation of a GenBank genome assembly. NCBI's taxonomy places the organism in Eukaryota, Metazoa, Arthropoda, Insecta, Lepidoptera, Papilionidae.